This is a messenger RNA of Arctia plantaginis, 1917 nucleotides long. The record is from the annotation of a GenBank genome assembly. Lineage: Eukaryota; Metazoa; Arthropoda; Insecta; Lepidoptera; Erebidae.
AUGGCACCAGCAGUGGGCAUAGACCUUGGGACCACUUGGUCCUGCGUCGGAGUAUUUCAAAAUGGCAAAGUGGAGAUCAUAGCCAACGACCAGGGUAACAGGACUACACCGUCUUACGUUGCUUUUACUGAUACCGAAAGGUUGAUCGGAGAUGCUGCCAAAAAUCAGGUAGCAAUGAAUCCCAAGAAUACAGUAUUUGACGCCAAACGACUGAUCGGUAGAAAAUUCAACGACCCUGUCGUUCAACAGGACAUCAAACACUGGCCAUUUCAGGUUAUCUCCGACGGAGGAAAACCAAAAAUUGUGGUAGAAUAUAAAAAGGAGACUAAACAGUUUACUCCUGAAGAAAUUUCUUCAAUGAUAUUAACCAAAAUGAAAGAAACUGCUGAAGCGUAUAUCGGCGAACCAGUGAAAGAUGCUGUUAUAACCGUACCGGCUUACUUUAAUGAUUCUCAACGACAGGCAACAAAGGAUGCAGGAGUUAUAGCUGGUCUUAACGUUCUUAGAAUUAUUAAUGAACCCACUGCCGCGGCUCUUGCUUAUGGUUUAGAUAAAAAUUUAACUGGUGAAAGAAACAUUCUAAUUUUCGACCUUGGAGGAGGCACAUUUGAUGUUUCUAUUCUCCAAAUAGCUGAAGGUUCGCUCUUUGAAGUAAAAGCUACUUGUGGCGAUACCCAUUUGGGUGGCGAAGACUUUGACAGUCGCAUGGUAGAACAUUUUUGUAGUGAAUUUGAAAGAAAAAAUAAGAAAGACCUCAGGGAUAAUGCAAGAGCACUCAGACGACUUCGAACAGCUUGUGAAAGAGCUAAGAGAACAUUAUCUUCGAGCACAGAAGCCAGUAUUGAAUUAGACGCGUUAUAUGAAGGUGUAGAUUUCUAUUCAAAGAUGACCAGAGCACGUUUUGAAGAAUUAUGCACAGAUUUGUUUAGGAAAACUCUUGGCCCCGUCGAAAAAGCCUUAAAAGAUGCUAAUCUAAAUACAAGAGAAAUCAAUGACGUUGUAAUGGUCGGGGGUUCGACGAGAAUACCAAAAGUCCAGCGACUCUUGAGUGAUUUCUUUGGAGGUAGAUCUCUCAAUCUUUCUAUUAAUCCUGACGAAGCAAUCGCGUAUGGGGCCGCCGUUCAAGCAGCCAUACUCAGCGGCUACAAGGACACCCGAAUUCAAGAUGUAUUGUUGGUUGACGUCACGCCGCUAUCUUUGGGAAUAGAGACUGCUGGUGGUGUAAUGACGAAUGUAGUUACAAGAAACACUCGUAUACCAACCGCCCAAAAGCAAAUCUUUACCACCUACGCGGAUAAUCAACCAGCUGUCACAAUCCAGGUCUACGAAGGUGAAAGAGCGUUGACAAAAGAUAAUAAUUUAUUAGGUACUUUCAAUUUGACCGGUAUACCACCAGCUCCAAGAGGCAUUCCUCAAAUAGAAGUUACUUUUGAUUUAGAUACAAAUGGUAUCUUAAAUGUGAGUGCGCGUGACAACAGCACUGGAAGAUCUGAAGGUAUCACAAUUUCCAACGAUAAGGGCCGCCUGAGUAAGAGAGACAUAGAGAAGAUGUUACAUGACGCUGAGAAGUAUAAAUCAGAAGACGAAGCCGUGAAGAAAAAGGUUGAGAUGAAAAACCAAUUGGAAGGUUACUUAUUCGGAUGCAAAAUGGCAGCAGAACACGCCGGUUCCCACUUAACUGACAACGAAAAGAAACAAAUUGUCGACGAGUGUAACAAACACCUACGCUGGUUGGAAUCCAACCCGGAAGCAUCAAAAAGCGAUUUAGAAAAACAUUUGGAGGACGCUCAGCGGGUCUGCCAACCCUCCAUGAUGAAGCUUCACGGUGUUGGUGGAGCUGCAGGCAGCGGAACAGGUGGUCCCAGUAAUAUCCGUCCAGAUAGCUCAGGUGGUCCCAGGGUCGAGGAAAUAGAUUAA